Linum tenue is the source of this 13683-nucleotide messenger RNA. The record is from the annotation of a GenBank genome assembly. Lineage: Eukaryota; Viridiplantae; Streptophyta; Magnoliopsida; Malpighiales; Linaceae.
GUCACCUCCAGAAAACCGUCCUCUCUUCUUGCUCCUUCCAACUUCGUUUCUUCCUUCCUUUCUACUCCUCCACCGCUUUCAGAUCAAACAAUCUGCGAGACUUCCUCUUACCCGCCUUCUCCGGACGGCGACCGUAAGGAGCACUCGGUAGCAGGCUUCAAUGGCGGUUCUUCCGUGCCGAUCAUUCUCAAUUUGUUGACGAGCAGCGGCGGGGUGGAUCGAUCGCCAUGUUCGAGGCUCACGUCCUCCAUUUGCUCCGUAGAUAUUUGGGGGAGUAUGUUCAUGGACUAUCAUCGGAGGCUUUACGAAUCAGUGUUUGGAAGGGGGAUGUGGUUCUCAAGGACUUGAAACUGAAGGCUGAGGCGCUAAAUUCACUCAAACUUCCUGUCACUGUGAAAGCUGGUUUUGUUGGUACCAUAACAUUAAAGGUUCCGUGGAAAGGUUUAGGCAAAGAACCUGUUAUUGUUCUCAUUGAUCGAGUCUUUAUUCUUGCUCAUCCGGCAUCCGAUGACCGGACUCUUAAGGAGGAGGACAGGAUAAAACUUUUUGAAGCAAAACUUCAACAGAUUGAGGACGCAGAAUCAGCCACUCUUGAAGGAAUUUCCCGGUCAAAGCCGGGAAGUCCUCCUCCUGGAAACUCAUGGCUCGGUUCCCUGAUUUCAACUGUUAUUGGGAAUCUUAAAAUUUCAAUCAGCAAUGUACAUGUCAGAUAUGAGGAUUCAUCGAGUAAUCCUGGGCAUCCGUUUUCCUGUGGGGUCACAUUGGCCAAGCUGGCUGCUGUCACAACUGAUGAAGAGGGAAAUGAAACAUUUGAUGCAAGCGGUGCUUUGGAUAAGCUGCUCUUUGCAGCUCGAGAGGCUUGCUAUGUAUCAUAAUUCUGAUAGUCUUCCCUGGAAGAUUAACAAGGCUUGGGAGAGUCUCACUCCAAAAGAGUGGGUAGAGAUAUUUGAAGAUGGCAUAAACAAACCUGCUGCCAGUAAAGGACCAGUUUCAAAAUGGGCUACUGGGCGUAACUACUUGGUGUCACCUAUUAAUGGCGUCCUUAAGUAUCAUCGUCUUGGGAAGCAAGAGAGAAUCAAUCCGGAGGUUCCAUUUGAGAAGGCUUCUCUUGUGUUGACAGAUGUCUCCUUAACAAUGACAGAGCUGCAAUAUCACGACUGGAUAAAACUUUUGGAGGUUGUUUCGAGAUACAAGACAUACGUCGAAAUUUCUCAUCUGAGACCGGAGGUGCCUGUAUCAGAAGAUCCUUGUCUUUGGUGGCGCUAUGCUGCUCAGGCUAUCUUGCAGCAGAAGAAAAUGUGGUAUGAAGUCGCUGUUAUGUGGAACAUUUCCGUGCUUGAUGAAUCGGAAGAUCCUAUCUAUCGACUGUCAUGGGACCGAAUCCGACAUCUCUGUCAGCGUCGUAACCGUUAUGUACAGUUGUAUGCUGGUUCACUGCAACAAUCUUCUGAUACCCAUAUGACAGAACUUAGAGAAAUAGAGAAAGAUCUCGAUCCCAAAGUUAUUCUCUUGUGGAGGUUACUUGCACAUGCCAAAGUUGAGACUGCUAAAACAAAGGAAGCUGCUGAACAGAGGAGGCAGAAAAAGAAUAGUUGGUUUUCAUUUGGCUGGCGCACAAAUGCUGAUGAUGCAUCUGAGCUAGAUGUAUCUGAGGGAGCACAGUUUGGGGAAGAAAGUCUCACAAAAGAAGAAUGGCAAGCUAUUAACAAUCUGCUUAGUUUCCAGCCAGAUGAGGAGUUGAAACCACACUUGGGGAAAGACAUGCAGAAUAUGAUCAAAUAUUUGCUAACGGUAUCUGUUGAGCAAGCUGCUGCCAGGAUCAUUGAUAUGAAUGGGAUUGAGAUUGUGUGCGGAAGGUUUGAGCGUCUGCACGUGUCAACAAAACUCAGAAGCCGGAGUAUGCACUGUGAUGUAUUACUGAAGUUUUAUGGUGUAUCUGCACCAGAAGGUUCACUGGCUCAGAGUGUUUCCAGUGAGCAGAAGGAGAAUGCAUUAGCUGCCAGUUUUGUACACUCACCAGUGGGGGAGAAUAUUGACUGGAGGUUAUCAGCCACCAUAUCCCCUUGUCAUGCCACAGUUUUAAUGGAAAGUCUUGAUCGUGUUUUUGAAUUUAUGAAGAGGAGUAAUGCCGUUAGCCCCACAGUAGCCCUGGAAACGGCAAAUGCAUUGCAGAUGAAAAUUGAGAAAGUAACUCGUAGGGCACAGGAGCAAUUCCAAACAGCACUGGAAGAACAAUGCAGGUUUGCCUUUGAUAUUGAUUUGGAUGCUCCAAAAGUUAGAGUACCUAUAAAGGCUGUUGGGUCUUCCACAUGUGAUACAUACUUUCUUCUGGACUUUGGCCACUUCACAUUACACACCAUGGAAAAUCAGUCUGAUGAACACAAGCAGAGCCUAUAUUCUCGCUUUCACAUAUCUGGAAGAGAUAUUGCUGCUUUUUUUACUGAUUCUGAGGAGGGUGACUUCUAUUCAAUGAUUGAUAGAUGCGGUAUGGUUGUGAUUGUUGAUCAGAUCAAAGUGCCACACCCACGGUACCCAUCAACACGGAUCUCUGUUCAAGUUCCGAAUCUGAGCAUUCACUUUUCUCCAGCAAGAUAUCAUAGACUAAUGGAGUUGUUGAACAUAGUAUCUAAUACAGUGGAGAGCUGUGAGCAAUCUACUGUCAACAAUGUUCAGCAAAUUUCUGCUUGGAAUUCUGCAGACAUUGCUACUGAUGCACGAAUACUGGUCUGGAAGGGGAUUGGCAAUUCUAUUGCCACGUGGCAGCAAUGUUUUCUUGUGUUGUCUGGAUUAUAUCUUUAUGUCACUGAAUCUCACGAUUCCCAAAGCCACCAGCGAUACUUGAGCAUGGCUGGAAGGCAGGUAAAUGAGGUACCUCCGUCAAGUGUUGGUGGUUCACCAUUUUGCAUUGCUGUGAGCUUGAGGGGAAUGGACAUCCAGCAGGCACUGGAAUCUUCUAGUACCUGGAUUUUGGCAUUUUCAGAUGAGGAUGAGAAAGUUACUUGGUUGAAAGGACUCACACAAACUAUAUACCAAGCUUCUGCCCCUCCAUUACUAAGUCUACUCGGAGAGGCAGAAUUCAGUGAGCCUCUUACCCCAAAUACACGAUCCGCUGAUCUUGUUGUCAAUGGUGCACUGUUGGAGACAAAGAUCUGUAUAUACGGAAAGCCAGGAGAUGAAGUCGACAAACAAGCGGAAGAAACUUUGAUUGCCGAGGUUCUUGCAAGUGGGGGAAAGGUGUACCUGAUCCAUUCAUUAGGCGACUUGACUGUCAAAAUGAAGCUUCAUUCGUUGAAAAUUAGAGAUGAGCUUCAAUGUUAUCCAUCUACAAAGCCGCAGUACUUGGUUUGCUCUGUGGUUAAGAAUGAUAAGCCGCUUGCAUCCCCUCGCACUCCUGAGCCUCAGGGGAGAGAGAUGUCUGUAGUUGGAUAUGAUGACAAUGAUACAUUCACGGAUGCCUUGCCAGACUUUUUAAAUCUUUCUGAUCCCAUCUAUUCACCGAGAUUGGAUAUGUCUAACUCUGUCUCUUCUGAAUUUGACUCUGCUGAUGAAAAUGCGAUGCAAAGGAAGAGCAUUUCAUCUGAAAUAUUUUAUGAGGCACAGGCGGAUGAUCAUGUAGACUUUGUUUCUGUUGUCUUUUCCACAAGGAAUUCAGCUUCACCAGAUUAUGAGGGAAUCGAUACACAGAUGAGCAUCCGUAUGUCCAAGCUAGAGUUCUUCUGCAACAGACCAACUCUCGUUGCCUUAAUUGGUUUUGGCAUUGAUUUGGGUAAUGUGGGUUCCGCGGAGAGUAGUGAGAAUGUGGUGGAGAGUGUAGAUGACAAGUCAAAAAGUAAAGAAAAGACUGAAGACACUGGUCGUGUUAAAGGGCUCCUGGGUUAUGGUAAAAAUCGUGUUGUAUUUGAUCUAAACAUGAACAUUGACAAUGUUACUGUGAUUCUCAACAAGGAGGAUGGCUCUCAGCUGGCAAUGUUAAUUCAAGAGAGUUUCCUUUUCGAUCUCAAGGUCCACCCAAGUUCUCUCUCUAUUGAAGGCACAUUAGGAAAUUUUAAGCUUUGUGACAUGUCUCUUGGAACGGAUCACUGUUGGAGUUGGCUUUGUGAUAUUCGUAAUCCAGGAAUUGAAUCUCUUAUCAAGUUCAAAUUUAGUUCUUAUAGCGCCGAGGAUGAUGACUAUGAAGGAUAUGAUUACAGCUUGAGUGGCCGACUUUCUGCUGUGCGCAUAGUUUUCCUGUACAGGUUUGUCCGUGAGAUAACUGCCUACUUUGUGCAACUUGCCACUCCUCAGACAGAAGAAGCAAUUAAACUUGUAGAUAAAGUUGGGGGCUUUGAGUGGCUUAUUCAGAAAUAUGAGAUUGAUGGGGCUACUGCACUAAAGCUCGACCUCUCACUUGACACUCCUAUUAUCAUUGUUCCUAGAAAUACAACAAGCAAAGAUUUCAUUCAACUUGACCUGGGCCAGCUAAAGGUGUCAAAUGAACUCAGUUGGCAUGGUUGUCCAGUGAAAGAUCCAUCGGCUGUUCACAUGGAUGUACUUCAUGCCGAGAUUCUUGGCAUCAAUAUGUCUGUAGGGAUUGAUGGUUGUUUAGGAAAGCCUAUGGUGCGAGAAGGCCAAGGGCUGGACAUUUAUGUCAGGCGCAGCUUGCGGGAUGUAUUCAGAAAAGUGCCAACCUUUGCACUUGAAGUUAGGGUGGGGUUUCUGCAUGGUGUCAUGUCAGAUAAGGAAUAUAAAGUGAUUCUGGAUUGCGUAUCCAUGAAUUUGAAUGAAGAACCAUCUCUUCCUCCAAUCUUUCGUGGUAGCAAGUCUGAUUCCAAAGAUCCAAUGCAACUGUUGGUGGAUAAGGUCAACAUGAAUAGUCAAAUGCUUCUUGCGCACAGUGUUAGCAUAAUGGCUGUAGAAAUAAAUUAUGCUCUACUGGAGUUGUGUAAUGGUGUUCAUGAGUCACCUUUAGCUCAUCUUGCCCUUGAAGGCCUUUGGGUAUCAUACAGGAUUACUUCAUUGUCUGAAACGGAUCUUUAUGUCACUAUCCCCAAAUUUUCUAUUGUAGACAUUCGUCCUGGGACGAAACCUGAAAUGCGCUUAAUGCUUGGAUCCUCAGCUGAUGCUAGUAAACAAGCUUCUUGUGGAAGUCUACCGUAUCCGCUAAACAAGGGCAGUUUUCGCAGGGUGAGUUCUGCUGCUGUCCUCGAGGUGGAUGUAAUAAAUUCAACAAUGUUCUUGAUGGAUUAUAGAUGGCGACCUUCUUCCCAGUCAUUUGUGCUCCGCAUUCAACAGCCUCGUAUUCUUGUUGUACCGGAUUUCCUUCUAGCUGUGGGUGAAUUUUUUGUGCCAUCACUUGGCCAAAUUACUGGAAGGGAGGAGUCAUUGGACCCAAAGAAGGAUAUCAUUUACAAGAGCAAUUACAUAGUGCUAUGUGACCCCGUUUAUAAGCAAAGUGAAGAUGUAGUGCAUUUGUCUCCUAAUAGACGGCUAGUUGCAGAUUCGAAGGGAGUUGAUGAGUAUACUUAUGAUGGCUGUGGUAAUACUAUAAUAUUAAGCGAACAGAGCUGUCUGAAAGAAGCUGAUACUUUGCCUCUUCAACCAAUCAUUAUUAUUGGACGUGGUAAACGGUUGCGUUUCGUUAAUAUAAAAAUUGAGAAUGGUUUCCUUUUGACGAAAUACACACACCUGAGUAACGAUGCCAGCUACUCGAUCUCCGUAGAAGACGGUGUGGAUAUUUCGUUGAUAGAGAACUCUUCUUCUGAAGAGAGGCUCCUGGAUUAUAUGCAUGAAAGAUCUGGUGCAUCAAACAGUUUCAACUCCCAAAUUGACUCAGAUGUUCUACCAAGUGUUACUUUUGAAGCUCAGGUUGUUUCUCCUGAGCUGACAUUCUAUGACAGCACAAAAUCUUCACUUGAUGAUUCUUCUUAUGGUGAAAAGCUUCUACGUGCAAAAAUGGAUUUGAGCUUCAUGUAUGCAUCGAAAGAAAAUGAUACAUGGAUUCGUGCUGCAGUGAAAGAUCUUUCGGUGGAGGCUGGAUCCGGGCUGAUGAUUCUGGAUCCAGUGGAUAUUUCAGGAGGAUAUACUUCUAUUAAGGAUAAAACAAAUAUAUCUUUGAUAUCAACAGAUGUAUGCUUCCACCUUUCUUUGAGUACCAUUUCCCUUUUGCUUAACCUGCAGAAUCAAGCAACUGCGGCCUUGCAAUUUGGAAAUGCAAUUCCUCUUGCUCCUUGUACCAACUUUGACCGAAUUUGGGUCUCUCCUAAAGAAAAUGGACCUCGUAACAAGCUAACCUUUUGGAGACCUCGAGCUCCAGCAAAUUAUGUUAUACUGGGAGAUUGUGUGACUUCAAGGCCAAUUCCCCCCUCAGUUGCAGUGAUGGCUGUGAAUAACUCAUAUGGACGUGUGCGGAAGCCAAUUGGAUUUAAUCUUAUUGCUUUGCUAUCUGAAAUUCAAGGAUUUGAGUGUGCAGGGAGUUCUGAGUUGGAUUCUGAUUGUUCUAUAUGGAUGCCUGUUGCACCACCAGGCUAUGCAGCUUUGGGUUGUGUAGCACAUGUAGGAAGGCAACCGCCACCUAACCACAUUGUUUAUUGCCUACGCUCUGACCUUGCAGCAUCUACAACAUAUGCAGAAUGCUUACUUUGUGCUCCCCCACAACCUAGUUCUUUGUCUGGGUUCAGUAUCUGGCGUAUGGACAAUGUGAUUGCUUCAUUUUAUGCCCAUCCUUCAAGUGAAUACCCUCCCAGAGAUAGCAGUUGUGACCUCAGCCAUCUUCUUCAAUGGAACUAUGUUAAUCAUCCUUUGCCAAAAGACAAUAUACUGGAUACAAAUGGUGACGACUCUAAGGAAUUAAAGAAACCUGGAAAUGAUGGUGAGAAUUCAUCUGGGUGGGAUGUUAUCAGAUCAGUAUCAAAAGCAACAAAUUGCUACAUGUCAACGCCUAACUUUGAGAGGAUAUGGUGGGACAGAGGUAGUGAUAUCCGGCGAGCAGUCUCUAUAUGGCGGCCUAUUGCACGUCCUGGUUAUGCUGUUUUAGGGGAUUGCAUUGCUGAAGGCUUGGAACCACCUGCUUUGGGCAUAAUUUUUAAGGCUGACAGUCCUGAGUUUGCCUCGAAACCUGUGCAAUUCACUAAAGUUGCUCACAUUAUGGGGAAAGGGAUAGAUGAAGUCUUCUUCUGGUUCCCAAUUGCUCCUCCUGGUUAUGCUGCACUGGGAUGCAUAGUCACACGUACUGAUGAACCACCAACUGCAAGUUCAUUUUGCUGUCCAAGGAUGGAUCUUGUUAACCAAGCAAAUAUUAUUGAAGUGCCUGUUUCGAGAUCUUCAAGCUCAAAGGCGUCUCAGUGCUGGAGCAUUUGGAGAGUGGAAAACCAGGCCUGCACUUUUCUUGCUCGCUCCGACCUUAAAAAGCCCUCAAGCAGAUUGGCAUUCUCAAUUGGCGAUUCUACAAAGCCAAAGUCACGAGAGAAUGUGACAGCUGAAAUGAAGAUAAAAUGUUUCUCUGUCACUGUUUUGGACAGCUUAUGUGGAAUGAUGACACCUCUUUUUGAUUUCACAAUCACCAAUAUUAAGCUGGCAACACAUGGUCGUAUGGAGUCAAUGAAUGCUGUACUGAUUUCGUCCAUUGCUGCAUCAACCUUCAACACUCAAUUUGAAGCAUGGGAACCUCUCGUGGAACCAUUUGAUGGGAUAUUCAAGUUUGAAACUUAUGAUACAAAUGUCCACCCGCCAUCAAAAUUUGCAAAGAGAGUACGAAUUGCUGCUACCAGUAUCCUGAAUAUGAAUAUCAGCGCAGCAAAUCUCGAGACUUUUGUGGGGACCCUUUUUUCUUGGAGGAAGCAGUUGGAACUUGACGAGAAAGCAACGAAGCUAAACGAGGAUUCUGGAAGUCAGCAUAAGCCGGGAGAGGAAGCAGCUUUUUCUGCUCUGGAUGAGGAUGAUUUCCAGACAGUUAUAGUUGAAAAUAAGCUCGGAUGUGACUUGUAUCUGAAAAGGGUUGAAGACAAUAUAGACGUCGUUGACCAGUUACAACAUAAUGAUAGUUUUUCUGUCUGGGUACCACCACCUAGAUUUUCUGAUAGGUUAAAGGCUGUGGAUGGCUCUAGGGAAGCACGUUGUUAUGUUGCUGUUCACAUUCUUGAAGCCAAGGAUCUGCCCAUUCUUGAUGAUGGUAACAGCCACAACAUGUUUUGUGCUCUACGCCUUCUUGUUGAUAGUCAGGCAACAGACCAACAGAAGUUUUUUCCUCAGAGUGCAAGGACUAAAUGUGUGAAACCCUUGCUCGAUGAACUUGCUAUAGGCACUGCUAAAUGGAAUGAAUUAUUCAUAUUUGAAAUUCCUCGCAAGCAGGGACUUGCUAGGUUAGAAGUGGAGGUGACAAAUCUUGCUGCCAAAGCUGGGAAGGGUGAAGUUGUUGGUGCACUUUCAUUGCCCAUUGGUCAUGGAGCAGCUCUGUUGAAGAAGGUUGCAUCAGUAAGGAUGCUGCAUCAACCUCACAACAUUCAGAAUAUUGUUUCACGUCCUCUGAGAAGAAAGGCUCAGCAUGACAAGGACGAUGACAUGCAAGAUUCUGGAUGCUUGUCGGUAUCAACUACAUAUUUUGAGAAAAGUUUGCUGGCAAAUAUGCAGAGAGGGAAAGAAACCGGGGAUUCUACCAAUAGAGAUACUGGUUUCUGGGUUGGACUUGACUCCAGUGGUUCAUGGGAGAGCAUUCGUUCCUUGCUGCCUUUGUCAGUGGUUCCUAAGUCACUGCAGAAAGACUUUAUAGCCAUGGAAGUUAUCAUGAAAAAUGGAAAGAAGCAUGCGAUUUUUAGGGGCCUUGUAACAGUGGUUAAUGAUUCAGAUAUUAAGCUGGAUAUAUCAGUGCGCCCUAUGUCUAUGGUUGAUGGUAAUGAUCCCUUGUCCAGUUCCCAGAAUUCUCUUGUUUUUGAAGAAGAGAUUUUUGAGAAUCAACGUUAUCAUCCAACUUCUGGUUGGGGAAGCAAGUGGCAGAGUUCUCAAAGCUCUGAUCCUGGUCGAUGGAGCACAAGGGACUAUUCCUACUCUUCAAAGGACUUCUUUGAACCUCCUUUACCACCUGGAUGGCAAUGGGCUUCUAGUUGGAUCAUUGACAAAUCUGAGGUGGUUGAUGGUGAUGGCUGGGCAUAUGGACUUGACUUUCAUAGUUUCAAGUGGCCUCCAACUUCUCGCACAAAAUCCUCUCUCGAUGUUGUGCGCAGAAGGCGAUGGGUUCGAAGACGCCAAGAAGUACAGACAAGAUUCAACAAGAGUAAUGGUGACUUCGUCAUAGAUCCUGGAUCUUCAGCUGUUUUGCCAUGGAAUAGUACAUCAAAAGAUUCUGAUCACUGUCUACAAGUUCGGCCCUCUGUUGGUCAUUCUCAAUCUGCUUAUUCAUGGGGCCAAGAAGUGAGUGUUGGUUCUUCCUAUGGACUUGGGAAGGAUCAGACCCUGACUGAUCAAGCUGUUCUUUCUAGACAAAGCACUUUGAAGCAGGGAAGUAAGAUGCCUGUUGCUUUUAGAUUAAAUAAGCUUGAGAAGAAAGAUGUCCUGUGCUGCUGCCCUAGCACUGGAAGCAAACAAUAUUGGCUCAGUGUAGGUGCUGAUGCUUCGGUUCUUACCACUGAGCUGAAUAAACCUGUUUAUGAUUGGACAAUAUCCAUCAACUCUCCGUUGAAGUUAGAAAAUCAGCUAUCAUGUUCAGCUGAAUUCACAAUUUGGGAAAAGGCUAAAGGUGGUUAUACCGAGCAACAGCAUGGUGUAAUUUCCUCCCGAGAGAGUGUACAUAUCUAUUUGGCUGAUAUCCAUAAGCCAAUCUAUCUUACGUUGCUUGUUCACGGUGGUUGGGUUCUAGAGAAGCCUCCUAUCCUACUUCUGGAUCUUGCUUCAAGUGAUCGUGCUUCAUCAUUCUGGAUGGUCCACCACCAAAGUAAAAGGAGGCUGCGUGUGAACAUUGAGCGAGACAUGGGAGGCACCAUUGCCGCUCCAAAAGCAAUUAAGAUCUUUGUUCCAUAUUGGAUUGUAAAUACUUCAUCUCUGCCAUUGGCAUAUCGAGUUGUAGAAAUUGAGUCACUUUCUAGAGUAAAGUCCGUGAAACAUACCUCAAAAGCGCCCACGAUGGAGAGGCGGCGCUCUAGCAUGAAAAGAAAUAUCGACGUUGUUGAGGUAAUUGAGGACACAAGCCCCAUACCAAGUAUGCUCUCACUGCAGGACCCUGCUGGUCGUAGUGGGGUAACACUAUUCCCGUCACAGAAAGAUGCCUUCCUAUCUGCACGAGUUGGCCUGGCUGUUGCUGUUCGACAUUCUGAUACCUACAGUCCUGGGAUAUCUCUCCUUGAGCUGGAAAAGAAGGAAAGAGUUGACGUGAAAGCUUUUAGUUCGGAUGGAUCAUACUACAAGCUCUCAGCCCUACUGAAGACCUCGGAGAGAACAAAGGUUGUUCACUUUCAGCCACACACCUUGUUUGUCAACAGGGUUGGUUCCAGUCUCUGUCUUCAGCAGUGUGAUUCCCACUUGGUGGAAUGGAUUCAUCCUACGAAUCCUCCAAAGCUUUUCAGAUGGCAGUCUUUUGCCAGAGUUGAAAUGUUGAAGCUGCGUGUUGAUGGAUACCAGUGGAGCAUGCCAUUUAGUGUUUACAAUGAAGGCACAAUGCGUAUCUCCUUAAAAAGUGAUGUGGGGGAUAAUCAACUGCAGCUAAAGAUACAAGUAAGAAGUGGUACAAAGACAUCCCGUUAUGAAGUUAUAUUCCGUCCAAACUCGUCAUCCAGUCCUUACAGGAUUGAAAAUCGUUCCAUGUUCUUGCCCAUUCGGUUUAGGCAAGUGGGUGGUGUUGGUGAUUCAUGGAAACUUCUCCUUCCCAAUUCAUCCAGUUCCUUCUUUUGGGAAGAUCUUGGUAGAAAGAAGUUUUUGGAACUCUUCACAGAUGGGUCUAACUCAUCGAAAUCAUUGACAUUUGACAUUGAUGAAAUUUCCGAUCACCAACCCAUUGAGGAAGAGGAUGGACCUUCUAGAGCCUUGCGUGUUACCGUUCUCAAGGAAGACAAGGUUAAUGUUGUGAAGAUUAGCGAUUGGAUGCCAGAAAGUGAACCUACAGGUGCUGUAGGGAUAAGAGGACCUUCCUCAUCAUCACAGCUACCUGGAAAUGAUUAUCAACAACAGCAGUUUCCAUCCAACUCAGACUCUGAAUUCCAUGUUAUCUUGGAGCUUGCGGAGCUUGGAAUCUCCAUCAUUGAUCAUACACCUGAGGAGAUUUUAUACUUUUCAGUCCAAAAUUUGCUUUUGGCAUAUUCCACUGGUUUGGGAUCCGGGUUCAGUAGGUUCAAACUAAGAAUGCAUGGAAUACAAGUGGACAACCAGCUGCCAUUAACUCCCAUGCCAGUUCUUUUUAGGCCACAAAAGACUGGAGAUGAGGCAGACUAUAUCUUGAAGUUUUCCAUGACAAUGCAAUCGAAUGGCUCGCUUGAUCUUUGUGUCUAUCCGUACAUUGGAUUCAGUGGACCUGAUAGUGCUGCCUUCUUGAUAAACAUUCACGAACCUAUCAUUUGGCGCCUUCAUGAGAUGAUGCAACAAGUCAACUUCAGUAGGUUAUAUGAGACACAAACAACUGCUGUUUCUGUUGAUCCUAUCAUUGAAAUUGGCGUUCUCAACAUUUCUGAAAUUCGGUUUAAAGUAUCAAUGGCCAUGUCACCGAGUCAGCGACCAAGAGGAGUGCUUGGAUUUUGGUCAUCCUUGAUGACUUCUUUGGGCAACACUGAAAAUAUGCCUAUUAGAGUGAAUCAAAGAUUCCAUGAGAACGUUUGUAUGAGGCAGAGUACAAUGAUUAGCAUAGCCAUUACAAACGUUAAGAAGGAUGUUCUUGGGCAGCCUCUUCAACUGCUCUCUGGUGUUGAUAUACUGGGUAAUGCAAGCAGUGCCCUUGGACACAUGAGUAAAGGUGUUGCUGCUCUGUCAAUGGAUAAGAAGUUCAUCCAGGGUCGUCAAAGACAGGAGAACAAAGGGGUAGAGGACAUUGGUGACGUCAUCAGAGAGGGAGGAGGAGCUCUUGCGAAGGGGCUAUUCAGAGGGGUGACUGGUAUAUUGACAAAGCCACUUGAAGGUGCAAAAUCUUCUGGGGUAGAGGGAUUUGUCCAGGGUGUUGGAAAAGGAAUAAUCGGUGCAGCUGCUCAACCUGUUAGUGGGGUUCUAGAUCUUCUGUCUAAAACCACUGAAGGUGCCAAUGCUAUGAGGAUGAAGAUAGCAUCUGCCAUAACAUCAGAAGAGCAGCUUCUUCGAAGGAGACUGCCCCGUGUUAUUGGCGGUGAUAAUUUGGUUCGACCAUACAAUGAGUACAAGGCCCAAGGCCAGGUUAUAUUGCAACUGGCGGAGUCGGGUUCAUUUUUUGGGCAGGUUGAUCUAUUUAAAGUACGCGGGAAGUUUGCUUUAUCAGAUGCGUAUGAAGAUCAUUUCAUUCUCCCUAAGGGAAAGAUUGUUAUGGUCACACACAGGAGGGUGAUGCUAUUGCAACAACCUUCAAACAUUAUUGGUCAGAGAAAGUUCAGCCCAGCUAGGGAUCCAUGUUCAGUAGUUUGGGACGUGCUGUGGAGCGAUUUGGUGACCAUGGAGUUGAGUCAUGGGAAGAAAGACCAGCAAAAGUCCCCGCCUUCAAAGCUACUCAUAUAUCUACGAAGUAGACCGACAGAGUCAAGGGAACAAUUUCGUAAAAUAAAAUGCAGCCGUGAAACUGAUCAAGCUCUGGAGGUUUACUGUUCGAUUGAAAGAGCAAUGAACACAUAUGGACGGAAUACACUACAGGAAUUGCUGAAGAACAAAGUGAUGAAACCGUAUUCACCAAGUUUAGAAGGGGGCAAUACCGAAACAACUACGAAAGAAGGGGCUUCAGCCUGGCUUCCUCCUCAGGUCCCCAGACAAGGUUCAAACUCGACAUUUGGCAGCAGCUCCGGCUAAUUCACGAAUUCAAUUUCUGUCUGCUAAGCUUUAGAGGAAAUCCUCCGCAUGGAAAGGUAAAAACUGCAGAUGGAGAGGGGGCAAAAGGUCGUCACCGAUGGUAUAAUGCGAAAGAUUGGUUACCACUAGGAAGGAAAAGUCGCAUAACGUUCAAUUCUGCUGGAAAGGAGUUCUUUUGUACAGAAGAUUACAGAUAAAAAAAUAUGAAAUAGGGGAUUAUUAGGUAUAGAGAGCGAUUGCAAAAGAGGUGUAUAGGUUUCCAAAACUGACCCUGUUGUCUGCUUUGUCUUCUGCUUUCAGUUUUGUAGUCUAUAUUACUGUUAGUAGUAUUUGAGGGAAAUGGUAGAAAAGGAGGGUUGCUUUGGUAUAAUCAAGAGAAGCAAGCUGUAUUGUAUUAUUGUAUAUGCUGCAAUCUGCAUGCUGCCUUCCUUUGUACUAGUCCGAUUACGGUGCUGAUAUGGGGCUUCAGGUCAGCAUGUGCUGAUAUCGUCAAAAUCUGAUUGGACAACCGGAAGCUAGCCGUAAUUGACUCAUUUAUAUGCUUUAUAUGCUCGUUUAAUAUACGAGGAAUAACCGUAUGUGAAUAUGCUGAACACAUGUUAUGUAUUGUUAGGAAAUAGGCGUGUCGGUCUCGAACCAAGCCGUGUUUGUAAAGUAGAUCACAACAUUUAUCAUCCUUCUUUGCAAUCCCAUCCGUAAUGUUGAUGUUGUGCUUUCUAAUUUAAAAUCUCACUAGCUCCAACCUUGAUUGGAUGUAGAAAUUCCAAC